UUCAAACAGAUUAACAGAAAGUAUAUUUAUUAAAACAAGUUGUUUUACUUGAUUUGUUCGAUUCACUACCGCACGGUACGGUAUAUUAUUCAAUGUAAAACUGAAGAGUGACAUUUAUAUUCUGCCACUGACGUCGGAUAUGUUUCAAAAGAGUACUGUACUGUUUGCUUAGUCCAGUAGAUCAGCUUAGAAUCUUAGAUGUUAACUUAGCAACGGGUGCAAUUGUUCGGCAUGGAUGUCUCAGAUUCUACUGACUGUCCAUGUGUUGGUUCAAUGGGGCUGCAUCAAAAUAACUUAUUGUACGGACAGCAAGAUAGUUUGCCUGGGAACAGUUUUACGGGACUUGGAUUUAAUCUCAGUCAAUUAAAAAGCCGCAGUGUUAUUGACGUGUUUCGCGGAAUGAGAGACAGAUAUUUUGGAAAACCGGAAAGCCAGGCACACGAACUAAUUCGAAAAUGUGGCGAUAAAGAAUCUCUUAAAGGAAUAGAAGAAGAAAAUCAAUUUGCAUCGUCAAUAGACGCAUUACCUGUUUACUGUAAACUGAUCAUUCUUUCAUUUCUGGACACACAAGAUGUGUGCAGUGUUUCAUCGGUUAAUAGUCAAUGGAGAGAGAUUGCUAAUGAUCAAAUAUUAUGGAGAGAACUUUUGAUAAGAGAUAUGUGUAAGUGGGAUAGUAUGACGAAUAAAAGUCAUCCGCUGAUUUCACAAGUUUGGAACAAUGAUGCUUUAAAAGAGUCAUCUAUUGGUAUAAGUUUUGUAAACUUAUUACAUGAACAAAGCACUCAGACUAAUUUAAGUACAAAUAAUGGGUUGGUACAAUCUCAGAAUAUGAAAAAUGAAACUGAUAAAAAAACAGAUAUUCACGCAAAAAGGGGCAUUAAUUUUAAAGCCCUUUAUAUUCAUUCAUCUUUCCAAAGAGCGCAGGAUGAUUCAGAAGAAGUGUCAUAUAAUUUGUCUAUACCUGGUUUUAUAAAAUCACUGUGGCAAGGAGGUGUUGCUCCUGAGCAGGGUGAGAUUAUAAUGACUGGUCCAGGAAUGGAUUCACCGAGAACAAGUAAAAUUUUUCGAGCUCUGAUGUGGGGCAGCAACUUUCUUGAAACGAAAGGUCUGCUGGCCGGAAAUAGAGAUGGCAUUGGAUCUGGUGUACAAUUACUUUUCAAGGAAAAAAUUCCUUUCAAUUUGAUUGCAUUAUACUCUGGUAACAAUCGUGUUAGAGAAAAUCGUGCUGGUAUGGAAAGACUUCUUCACAGCAAUGUUGUCGAGCCGGUGAGCAGUGGUGAAAAUGUUGAUGUUGGACAUCAUGAAGAACACCUUCCCCAGUUUGUUUUAUAUGAUGCUGUUCGAUUUUAUAUAGCUGAAAGAAAAGGUCAUUAUAAACUAGUUUAUGUUGUAGAUGCAACACUCAAACAGAAAUGGGAUGAUAUUGCAUGCAAUAUAUUAGAACUUUCUGCCAUUCUUAGAGGCGCAGAGUUCGAUAAUAUUAUAAAUAAUGCUCUUGGAGUUCCUAUAGUUGAUCUGGAACUGGAUGGAGCUGAUCAUCCAGAGGAACAUGGGAAUAUCAAUGUAGAAUCAAAUGCAGUGACUCCAUCAGCUGGCAGUUUGCCAUUUGCGCCAAAAAGACCUUUGUUGAUUCUUUCAUGUAUUGCGGAGCCAGAUGUUGAAAGAUUUUCUUGUAUGCAAAUUACCGCAAUGUUAGGUCUUCCUGAUGUAAGUGACAGACAAUGGAGGGUACAGGAUGUUAUUGUUUCUACAAUGCAUGGUGUAGAAAAGGGAUUGGAGUGGUUACUUCGGCAAACUUGAUAUAAUUUAGAAUAACUGAAUGAUUUUAAUUUACCUAAAUGGUAUCAGAGCAUUUCAGCAAUCUUUCUUAUUUUAUCAGAAAUAUUUGACUAUAAAUUAAACUAUUUGAUUUGAAAUACUUUCAUCUGUAUGUGAUUUUUCUCAUAUGAACCAUAUAUUUGUGCAUUUUUUAUUGCUCAAAUAGUUUAUAUUAUCCAAUCUCAUUUUUACUGUGUUUAGCCUUACAAUGAGUUCCACCACUAACAUGGACAUCUCAUGCAAAUUUAUGAAAAAACAAUCUCAUUUUUUAAAAGUGCUAACUAUUUUUCCAAUGCAAUUUUGAAUAAUAUAACAAAGUUUCAUAGGCCAUGGUCUAACAGCUGUUAAAGUAUUUUAACUCUUCACUGUGAUGGUUUGAAGAUUUUGUUUCAUGGUUUGCAUCAAAAUUUAAAAAUCCCUAGAUGUGCUGCUUAGAAUGUACCUGUCUGCUUCUAGAAUGUUCACUUUUAAUGAGAAUGUAGGAUUGUUUGGGUGAUUAUGUCUGAAGUGCCUCCCUGACUUGAGAUUGGUGAUCACCUAAUGAGAGAUUAUAAUUCAAAUGUCAUAUUGUCAGCUUGGCUUUACUGAUUUUUAUAAACCAUAUCGACUUUUUAUAAUAAUAUGUUUAUCACUCUUAUUGAAACACUAGCUUGUAUUUUUAGUUAUGGCAUCUGGUGCAGAAAAUCACACUUCGAAACUUCCAAUCUGCAAUUAUAAUAUGAUCCUGUCACAGUAACCAACUCUUCUCCUAUUGAAAAUAUUUUCUAUGCAAUUGUGAUGUUUGUAAUUGAUAUAUGAAUACUUCAGUGCUGUUAGGUACUAACAGUAGAAAAAUAAUUUGCUAUUUGGAGAUUACCAUUGUUUUAACAUGCUUAAUUUUGGCCCUUUUUCGUUGUACUUUAAGCUCUUUAUACUGUUUGGCAUGCAUCGAUAUAUACUGUUGAUUUAAUAACAAAUAUUAAUGUAUAAGAUU
This is a messenger RNA of Styela clava, 2791 nucleotides long. Its product is annotated as F-box only protein 4-like. Gene Ontology annotation, biological process: SCF-dependent proteasomal ubiquitin-dependent protein catabolic process; protein polyubiquitination. The record is from RefSeq and is a predicted model, not a curated record. Gene Ontology annotation, cellular component: SCF ubiquitin ligase complex. Gene Ontology annotation, molecular function: protein binding. NCBI's taxonomy places the organism in Eukaryota, Metazoa, Chordata, Ascidiacea, Stolidobranchia, Styelidae.